Messenger RNA from Antechinus flavipes (yellow-footed antechinus), 2657 nucleotides. RefSeq names its product paraneoplastic antigen Ma6E-like. NCBI's taxonomy places the organism in Eukaryota, Metazoa, Chordata, Mammalia, Dasyuromorphia, Dasyuridae. The transcript has 6 exons. The record is from RefSeq and is a predicted model, not a curated record. The coding region runs from base 1767 to 2471 and encodes 234 amino acids.
GGGGGGGGGAGAGGAGGGACAAAAAUGGGAAUAGUACAACCAGGGAAGGUUGGGAGAGAAGGCUAGGCCGUGGGAGGAAGCCCACAAGGCAUCCAAGUUGAACAAACUGAGACCUAAAGAGGUGAAGUGGCCAGUCCAAGGUCACAUGACUAGUAAAAAGCAGUUUUGGCGCUGUGUGAAAUAUAUAAGGCCGAGUAGGCAGGACUCUGCUUUCCAUAGAGGUGUGUUAGCUCCAUGGAAAUGCUUAAUCAGUUGCCUGUCGGGUACCUGAUUGUAUACUUUUUGACGGCUCUACCUGGAGGAAGGCUUCACUCUUCUGUGGAAUUGCCCGUUUUAUUGGUUCAGGCUGUGUGAGGGUCACCUGGUGUAAAGAGCAUACAUUUCACAUUGUUUCUGUUUAUUUUGCCCAACCUGUGAUUUCCUCAGUGUAAAAAUCCCUCCACCCCUGCUGGGAGGUAACUCUUUUGCAACUAAGUCUUAGAGAGUUGCCUAAAGCACCAGGGAGUGAUGGGCUCAGAAUCACAGAGAGCGGGUCAGACUCGGGCCUUCUGGGUUUUCCCCUUCUCUGAGCGUAACACAGAAAGGAUUUCAGCCUUGGGGUAUGCUCUGCUUUCACAUCUAGCACUGAAGUUUUAUUUGCCCCACAAACCACUAGGCCCAUCAUCUGACUUGCUACCACGGCCCUUCUACCCAAACUGGGUACCUGUAUCUGUUGUGCAGUGCAGAGAGAGACGGCUUCAAGUUCUCGGUGUUACUCGUUGAAAAGUCACCUCUAUAACUAUUUAAUGAACUGACUUUCGGGGCCUCAGUUUCUUCACCAGUAACAUGGGGAAGACAACCAUGGAGCCCUUAGUUUGUGACACUGUAUUCCUGAUCAGAGACCUAAACUCCACCUCCAAGGAACAGCAGCGAGGACAGUGUGCCAUAGGGCUUAGUUGGCGUCGUAAGGCCUAGUUAGAGCACCAGCUCGACCCCUGCCUCGCUGUGGAACUUUGGGGUCAAUGUUUGUUUCUGCCCUCUGAUUUCGUCUCUAGGAAACAGUAAGGGGUGGGGCUGGGGUGGGGGGGAACAGAAGAGGUCCACAGUGGUUUCCAAGGUUCCCAGAACCCUAACAUUCUGGGUUCUCUUUAGAGAACUUUCACCACUACUUGCUCAGGAGCGAGGAGUGGGGAGUCACGGAGGCCUCCUCCUGCUGCUGGCUCUUCAGGUAGGCCAUUUUCAGGGCUCCCAAGAAACAGGAAGGAUUUAAAACGGAAUGGGGAGUGACUGGGAAGGAGCAGGCCAGAAUGUGGGCACUGGCAAGGCCAUUGGCUUGGUCAGUGUGUGCCAUUUUUGGGGCCCGAGGGUUUCCUUCUACUGGGUGUGCAGGGGCCUUCACUGGACCUCUUCAUUGGUGAUUCCUUAUGGUUUUCAUGGUCCUCCCUUACAGUUUCAUUUUAUUUUAAACAGCUGGGAGUAGAGAUUAUGAUUCCUAAUAAUUCUCUCUGUGAACGCUGACUGUGUACGGCCUUCAGCACACACAGCAAGAGAAGUGGAAACUGGAGACAGCGCCAGACAUCGUGAACUUGCCGAAAAGUUGCAGAUUUGUACACACCCUUCUGCACCAUCACCACAAAGCAAGCAUAUCCUUAUCUAAGAAAGAAGAACGAUCUGUGAGGUUUGUUCGAGAGGAGAAAGCUUAGCCUGGGAGAAGACUCCAAAGGUCCCACAGCCAACUUCCAAGCCUGCUGAGGCAGCAAGAGAAGCUGCCUUUCCACUGAGCGAAAAUGUUUACCAGGGGCAAAAUGUCCAAGAAGAAGGAGGAGGUUGGGAGUAAAUCAGUGGGUGCCACCAAGAAGGAGCAGAAGGCAGCCAAGAAGCAGGAGACAAAAUCGGAGCCUCAGGUGAAAGCUGAGGUUAAGAAGCAAGAAGAGCAGAAGAAGCCUGUCCAGGAUGAAGAAGCUAAGAGUGGUGCUGCUGCCGCUCCUUCCACCAGCACUGGCCGCCGUCGCCGUGGCCGCCCCCGUGGUUCCACCAAAAAGGCUGAUGGCCAAGCUGGGGCCCAAGGCCAAGCCGGAGCCCAAGGCCAAGCCGGGGCCCAAGGCCAAGCCGGGGCCCAAGCUCAAGCCGGGUCCCAUGGCAAAGCUGGUCCCCGCGGCCAAGCUCGCCAAGAGGGCACUGCCAGCUUGGGCACCAGUUCUGGCUCCCAGAGCCAAGCUGGCCCACAAUUUGCUCAACCAUCUGUGAAGCUUCCACGGGGGAAGAAAGGGAUGCACAAGUACGACAAUAAAGGAAGGCUGACCCUGAAUGGCGAAGACCUCUGUGACUGCCUGGAUACUGAUUGCCUGGGAUGUUUCUACCCAUGCCCCGAGUGCCAGUCCACCAAGUGCGGGCCCACCUGCCGCCGCAACCGCAAGUGGAUUUACGAGGCCAUUACCGAGGAGGGAGGAGAAGUGGUCAGGACCUUCCCUUUUCCUCAUGCUAAGUAUUAAAGGAGUCAGAAUUUUCCUGUGACUCUUCCUCAGAGUCUCUCUUCUGCAGUUUAUGAAAUGGAAAAAAAUAUAUAUAUAUAUAUUUACACAUAUAUAUUUAAAAUAGUUAUAAAAUUCCAUAACAGAAGAGUAUAUAUUGUUAAAUUCAGAGCAUAUAAAAAAGAAUAAAAAAAUUUGUGAAGUUAA